CAUGUCAACGUAACGUACUUCCAGCCUGCAUUAAUCAUCAAGAAAGUGUAAUUGAUCCGAGUUCAGUUUUACCGUGCCCGGUGAACAAAGGUAAACCAUUAACACGAGCGCACAGACUGACCUCGGAUCAGUAUAAUCAGGAGCCCGCCCCCUGAGGAUUGGAAUGUGGGCGGUGUGUUGAUUGACAGUUUCAGCGAGCCAAUCGCAAGUCAGGUAAGCGCUUCGUGUCCAAUCGGAAAACGGCCGAGUAGUUUCUACUACAAGUUUUGCUCAGUCGGGAGAGCAGCAGCAAGAAAACACACACGAGCCUGGACGACUUGCACUGAGCUCUGGAAACCAUGAGAACUAAGUGCAGAAACCUCGAAGAUGCGAGGUUGAAAUCACUUUUUAUUGGAUACUGCCUUGCAUUUAACACUUUUUCCAUACGCGUCCGCGCCCAAGAGGGUGAUGGCUGUGGACAUACACUGCUGGGCACAGAGUCUGGCACCUUGGCCUCACAGAACUACCCGAACACGUAUCCCAGUAACACCUGGUGCAAGUGGAAGCUUCGUGUCCCAGAAGGCCGCACACUGCGACUUCUUUUUGGGGAUUUUGACAUCGAAAGCAGCUCCGGUUGCAGCAACGGCUCUCUGGUGAUCACAGAUAAAAAUGGGCAUCCCAGCCUAGGUCCGGUGUGUGGGCGGCUUAAUGCGUCGCAAACGAAUAUGACACUCGCAAGCAAUGAAGUGACAAUAACCUUCAAGUCGCGGACACAUCGGUCUGGGCGGGGGUUUCUACUGUCCUACGCCACAGACCUCUAUCCAGAUAUUAUCUCUUGUUUCCAACGAGGGUCUCAUUUUAGCUCGCCACAUUUGAGUGUUUACUGCCCAGCCGGGUGCAAAAACGUGACGGGAGACGUUUGGGGAAGUUCCGACCAGGGCUACAGAGAUACGUCGGUGCUGUGCAAGUCCGCCGUGCACGCCGGAGCAAUGUCCGACAGUCUCGGAGGCCGCGUGAGCGUGAGCCGUGGGAGGAGCCUCACGCUCUACGAGUCCACUUUUUCCAAUGGGAUCCUUUCUAAAAUGGGGUCGUUAUCUGAAAAGAAGCUGGUGUUCACUCAAGAAUGUAACAACAUCCUGGCGGUGCACGGUUUAAACGCCUCAUCUUUUGGAGACAAAGAGAGCCGAGAGCACAAGAUGUCCUGGUCCACCAGAAGCGUGCAUUCUGAACACGAGGGGCUCGUCUGGACCGCGCAGUGGGAUGAUCCGUCGCCCUGGGUGGAGUUUGGACUCCCUGACAAAAGCUCUAUAACAGGUGUGAUCACAACCGGAUCUAGCGAGAACCACAUCAAAUCCUACGUCCUCGUUUUUAGCAGAGACAGAAAGAACUGGAAAGUUUACAAAGAUGCUGUCAGCAAAGAAGAAAAGGUGUUUGAGUCCUAUGCGGACGGUCACCUGAGGGUGGUAAACAGCCUUUUUCCUCCCGCCGUGGCUCGCUUCAUCCGCGUGCGGCCUCGGAGCUGGGGUGGCCGAGCUUCAGCUCAGCUCCAAAUCCUGGGCUGCCCCUUCAAGGUCACGCCGAGGUCUCGCUCACCUGAAGAAUCUCUGCCCGGCAAAUCUAAUGCAGUGACUCCAAACACAUCGCCCGCUCCCACAGAGGGCUCCGUUUUAGUGGAGUCCAGGCAGAGAUCCAGCCAACCAGUCAUCAUCGCAGUGGGACUGGUCCUGGGUCUAAUCAUGUGCUUCGGUUGUUUGUUGGCUGGAAUCUGGUGGAAGAGAAGGAAAAAGGCUUCCCAAAUGAAGUACUCCGUGCCAACAACAGGUUGCCAGAGUUUCCAGGUGAAGACUCUCCCGUGUCCUCCCUCAGAGCUCAUCUCGUACCCUCUGGAGCGACAUAUCCACGACGACCUCCCGACCCCCACACUCAAUGACUAUGCGCAGCCCGCCAUUGGACAGAAGGUGGGCUCUACAUUUCGGCCCGGCUCAAACGAGGGCUACACGGUCCCGUUUAUGUUCAACCACUACGACUCCCCUGGCAACCUGCCAGAGUAUGCAGAGCCGCUUCCGCCAGAGCCCGAAUACGCCACCCCGUUCGGCGAGCAGGAACCUUCCCCCUCAGCGGGGGGCCCUCACGGCAACACGCGCGGCCCCCCCAGUAGCUACGACUGCCCCUCCCACAGGAUGCUCGACAACGGCUACUGCACUCCCGCCCUCCACGCCAACGCACCACGACCUCCCAGCGCCGUCUACGCCGAGCCAAAAUCAUCAUGUUACUCUUUACUGCAGAGGUACGAGGAACCUUUGUGAGAGGAACUCUCAAGAACCGGGAUGGACUGGGUUGUCCAAAGUGGACUAAAGCUGACACAGCGGAAUCUCCAAUGACGCAAGUCCCCAAAGUGGAGCUUGACAUGGGAGCCGUAUCACACUGCUGUGUAUCUGAAAGGAGAACAAUGUGUAAAUACACUGUUGCACAAAGACAAUAUGACCAUAUUUCAUGUAUUUUUAUUAUUGUUGAUGAAAGGUUGUUUUGGUCACAAGCUGCACUUUUUUUUUUACAGAUGCAAAAACAACAAACGACACGCAAAAGUAUUUAGUCACCUUUUCUUCCAACAAAUGUGAUUAAAUGGGAUUGACGUGGUGGACAUGUACUGUACGUUACCACCAGGUGGCUCUAGCGAGCUCUAAACGUCUAACAAGUGGACUGGACAGUGGCUAGUACAGUAUUGAGUGCAACAUGCUUAAUAUGUUUCUUAAUGGAAUAUUUUAUGACACAUAAAGGCACAAUUGACAUGUUGAGAUUCUAUGUUGUACCUGUGCUGCAAAAAAAAAAAAAAGAAACAAAAGAUUGUGUGACACCCUUUUUCAAGUUUUUUUUUAACAUAAGAACGCAACAAAUGUUUCCUUUACACAAAUACAUUUAAACACAAGAUAAACAAUUGUGAAUUUUAUCAACUUUUUGGCACAAUGUUGGUCUUAAAUUUAAGAUUCACACAUUUAAUUAAAAAUAAACUGCUUUUUUUUUGUCAACUA
Molecule: messenger RNA, 3008 nt
Organism: Phyllopteryx taeniolatus (common seadragon)
Lineage: Eukaryota; Metazoa; Chordata; Actinopteri; Syngnathiformes; Syngnathidae
Product: discoidin, CUB and LCCL domain-containing protein 1
Exons: 15
Coding region: 339-2285 (648 amino acids)
Source: RefSeq, a predicted model, not a curated record